Molecule: messenger RNA, 9095 nt
Organism: Macrobrachium nipponense
Lineage: Eukaryota; Metazoa; Arthropoda; Malacostraca; Decapoda; Palaemonidae
Product: lysosome membrane protein 2-like
Exons: 11
Coding region: 355-1899 (514 amino acids)
Cellular component (GO): cytoplasm; membrane
Molecular function (GO): scavenger receptor activity
Source: RefSeq, a predicted model, not a curated record
CAGAACGUUGCCAACAGCCGUCGCGAGUAGGUGUGUGUGAAAUAGUGCCCUCCGUCUCCGUCGCCGUUUAAUUGUGUCGCAUUUCGUUGGCCCAAAUUACCCGAGGAUCAAAACGCGUUCAAAGGAACCGGUGUCAGAAAAACGUUGAAAGGACUAAAGUUUUAAAUUUAAAGGUCUAUAAAUUGGUCGAGUGAAAAGUUUAAACCUGUAACUGUAUUGGCGCUGUGCUCCGUUGCCUUGUCACAGCAGAAGUCCAUACAGAGUAUACAAAGAAUAGAGACAGAGAGUGCGAGAGAGAAAGAGAGACACAAGAGACAAUUGCAGAGACAAAACAACAAAAAAAUCACCGCCAAGAUGCUGCCUAUGAAGCAAGUUACCAUCAUGACAGUCAUCGGUUCGAUACUGGUUCUACUUUGCAGUAUCUUCCUGGGCGUCUUUCCGUCCAUAUUUAAUUCUAUAGUGAAUAAGAUGCUGGUCCUGAGUAGGGACAGCGCGACCUUGGGCGACUUCAUCUCGCCGCCCGUGCCAAUCUACAUGCAGUUCUACCUCUUUCACGUCACGAACCCCGACGACAUCAGAUUCCACGGCGCCAAGCCCAAACUCAAGCAGGUCGGGCCGUAUACUUACGCGGAAGUGCGCACCAAGCACAACAUGACGUGGAAUGACGACGAUGGGACGGUCACCUAUUUGCAGGACAAGUCUUACUUCUUCAGGGAGGACAUGUCCCAUGGCCUGAAGGAGUCUGAUGAGAUCACGACUAUCAACCCCAUCAUGGUGGUUUUGGCCGACUUUGUCGACAGGUACCGGACGGACCAGAAUAAAAAGCUCUUGGACCUCAUCUGGACCGAGAUCGAGGUCGGCUUCGAUAUCUUUGCCACCGAGGCCGUCGGCAACACGAUCUUCUACGGGUUCGAUUUGCCCGAGUUCGAUUUUGACUUCUCGAACUUGUCCGUAAUUAUCCCUGGUGUGAAUGUGACCGAAGGUCUCAGUGGCAGUCUGUACGACAUCCUCACCAAACUGAACGAGAGGGGCGUGAUUGACGUCGAACCUCCUGAGAGCUUGAGGUCGAAUCAGAUUCAUUUUUUGAAAAACAACACAGAUGAUCAUCCCUACGAAGUCAAGACAGGCGCCCAAGGCCUGGACGACUACUUACACAUCGUAAGUUGGAAUGGGAAGAGUUCCCUGAGCUACUGGAAUGACGAGUACUGUGACCAGAUCAAUGGUACAGAUGGUACCCAGUUCCCUCCACAAGUCAGCAAAGACCAGGCGUUGUAUAUUUAUACCUCCGAGCUUUGCAGGUCCCUCUAUCUGACGUACGAGAAAGAGGUAGAUGUCCACGGUGUCACCACCUACAGAUUCAUCCCUCCAAAAGAUGCCUUGGAGGACCCCCUGGUCAACCCAGACAACCAAUGUUUCUGUUACCCCAAUGUGAGCUACUGUCUUCAUGCCAGCAUGCUGAAUAUGGCUCCCUGUGCCUUUGACGCUCCCAUUGUCUUGUCAACACCCCAUUUCUAUCAAGGAAAUCAAGAAGAUAUUGAUAGCAUAGAUGGUCUGUCACCUCACAAGGAAGAACAUGAAACCUACUUGGAUAUAGAACCUAAUACUGGUGUAGCCAUGCGUGCUAUGAAGAAAAUGCAGUUGAACGUCCCAUUAAAAAGAUAUGGCAGCUUUCCUUCUUUCAAGAAUGUUCCAGAAGUUAUUUUCCCAAUUGUGUGGGUCAAUGAGAGCGCGCAGAUUGAUGAAGAUACUGCAAGCAGUGUUCGCAAAGCUCUCUAUUCUCCAUUCACGAUAGUAGAUGCAAUAUGUGGGACUCUGAUUGGGAUCGGUGCGUUGCUGAUUCUUGUAGGUACCUGGAAGUUCAUUGGUGUCAGGAGAGCCCGGAACCAGCAAAAACUUUAAUGAAAACACAUUCAACCUCGUAACCAGGAAGGUUAUGGAGGCAAAGAAGACUGUGAUAGAUGUUUUAAAGAUACAGCUUUUAAGUCUUUCUGCCUUAGAUUCGGCCUUUGACGUGUUUAUUCUUUAAGGCUGUGACUCUGAUACCCUGACAAGGUCAUUCAUUAGGUUAUCCCCCACGAAAUCCUGUACGUAUAGUUGUUAUUUGAGUGCUGAAAGUGGAACUCUUAUAUAAAUUCUGUACGGGUUUUGGAACUGUCUUUGUGCAAUGUUUUUAGAUUUUUUUUUUUUUUUUUUUUUUGCUGAAGGACAUUGCAGUUGGUCAAAGGAAUGAGAAAAGUAGUAAUUUAGCCAUAACAUGACAAAAAAGGAAUAGACCUGAAGGAUUUCCAGAUUAGUUUUGUGUGUUUGUGUGUUUUGAAAUUAGUGGCCAUAGUGAGGUACUGUUGUGAAAAUUCUACAAACAAACCAAAUGAUAAGAGAGUUAAAAUAUACAGGAAUACAUUGUCAAAGGCUAGAGUCAGACAAACUCAAUAUACAGGAAACUUUGACUGAAAAGGAUUGAUUGACUGAACUCUCACAGGAGAUAGGUAGCACAAUGUAUGAUAAAAAUGAUCCAUAGAUGCACGAUUUAUGAUAAAUAUCUUUGGAGGGGAAAAAACUGAAAAAGCUUUAAACUUAUAUGAAGAGAGUUUGAGCUCUUAUUUGUGAUUUUGCUUGAAUUCUUUGCCUAUUCAUAUAGAUGUUUAAGUAUUUCCCUCCAAAAAUCUGUAAUCUUUAUAUUAAUUAAGGAUAAUUUCAAAUAUAGAACACACGUUUGGCUUAAUGUGAGCGCAUCAAAAAUGUUUAAAGGAAACCUCUCAAUUUUUAUGUUAAAAGGUUCAUAUUUACAAUUCCACAUUUGGUUUUUGCUCUUAUGUUCAUUUCAGAGUACAAUUCCAUCAUUCAAAUCUCAAUACCUUACACAAUGAAUAGCAAAGAUGAGCAUCUGCAAUUGCAAGGCAUUCUGUGAUAAGUCAGAUUAUUGAAGUUAUUUAAAGGCAAAUUAUAAUUUUUAUUAUUUAAGGUCUAAAGUGGAUACUGUGACUAAAACUGCUCUGUGGAAUCCAUCUCCUACAGUUCCACUCGUCCUGCAUGUAAUGUGGAAUAUGUUUAAGGUACAGUCAUAUGCUUGGAUGCUGCCUAGACUCGAUGCCGUAGUUUCAGUCAUGAAGCAGAUGGCUUCUCUUAUAUAAGUCAUGCAUGUGAGGGUUAGUCCAAAAUUUUCAGGUUAAAUGAGACUAUUUUUGGACUUGUGAUUAUUAUUACAAAGAUACAAAUGGCUUAUUGUUAUUUGAGAAUGCCUGUACAGUAUAAUGCUGACAAGACAGUUGAUCCUAAUAUACUUUUUCAUGGUCACAGAAAUAGGUGAUUAAGUUUAUUUGUUGUGGGGUGAUGUUCAUCUGAAUAUAAAAGGUAACAGUAUUUUUUUAGUUGAUUGUCAUAUUACUAAGAAGUAUAAUAAAUUCAGGGGUGUUUUUCAAAAUGAUUUUAUUAAUUAAUUGUGACAUUGAACCACUGUAAAUUACACAUACUGGGUUAGAUUUUUCCUUAUGACUUGUACGUGAUGUAAGAAAUGAAUUUAGCUACAGAAACAAUGGAUGACUGCAAACGACUGGUCAUCAGUUGUUGAGUAACUCAUCUUAUUUUCGGUUGUAUUUUGGUCUAUUACAUUCUGUCCACGUUCAGAUUAUUCUUAACUUUUACGGGUAGAUGUGACUGUUCUGAUGAUUGAGGGAUGACGAAAGCAACUGUGUAACGAAAUCGUGCAUGUCAGUAGCUCGUGAUUCCAGCAUGUUCUUGUAUUUAGCUUUUUAUAUUGCAGAACUGAAAGUUGAUGCAUAUCGUGUGAUUCAGAUGAUUCUUAAGUGAGGACUUGUUGUAAUUGUAUUUUGAAAUUCUAUGUAAUUAUUGUACAGUUUUUAUGUGGGGAAAUGGUUGCAUUAUUACAUAGCAGUAAUUGUAUAUAGAUAUAUAUGAAUUUCCAUGUUAUUCACUACAACUUAGACCUCCAAGGCAGUUGUAAGCAAAGAAUUGAUGUAGUAUUGAGAAAAUGUGCAGUAAUGGUUACACAUAUAUUAAUAUGUUAUUUAUGACUGUGUUUUACAGUAUAUUUUAUAUUUUAUGACAUUUUUAUGGCAGUAUGUAAAUAGAUUUUAUUCACAGGAAAAUAAGGAGAUGCACUUUUUCUUAAUUAAGUCCCAGUGUAGCUGCACCUACCACCAGUGUGAUUCAUACCAGACCUAUGGUUCGUUUGAACAAGGCCUAGUGGCCUGACAAAAUUUCCUUCUUAUUUUCAGAGGGUUUCUCUGGGGGAACUCCUUUUAAAGUUUCAUUUUCUUUUAAAAUCCUUAAUGGCCAAAUAUUCCUUUAGGUUAUCAUUUGGUAUUGCAAAACAAAAUUCAGAGAUGAAAUUUUAUUAAGUAUUAUACUCAUCUCUUGUCAUUUUUUACCUCUGGGAAAUCGUCAGGUCUGUGAUAUGGUCUCUAGGCAAAUUGUCAUACGUACAACUUCCUUUGUACGUCUCUCUCUCUCCCUAACUUUUUAUUGGCUUGUUUUGCCUCUUAUGGUUAACAGAGCCAUAUAUACUCAUUAUGCCUGUGAGGGGAAGGGGCAACAUUCCAAAAUGGCUUUAUUCUCUGUCUUGGUCUUUAAAUUUCUUUAAGUUCCCUAUAAUGCUCCUCUUUAGUCUUUCACAGCCUAGGGUAUGAAUACUGACAGUAUUUUGUUCUGAAGCAGUUCGGUGCUCAAGGAUUGAGUAUGUUUCUUAUUUAUGCGUAUUAUUGCUUCAGACUUAAGUGCAAUAUUUGGGAUUACAAAAAUCGAGCCACCCAGAGUGUGCCAAGAAUUAUUGCUCUAAAGUAACCACCAGUAACUCUUCAUGGUUGUAGUUGAAGAUUAAGCUAGCCUUAUGCUAGCACAGGCUCUUGCUCAGAGAGCAGCCUUUAGAUAAGGGUGUACGUACGUCCUUUUUUUUAUGUACUUCUCCAGCUCUAUGGGUGACUGGUCCAUCCUUUCAAGUGCUUUCCCAUUGGCCGUAUGGCUUCGCUUUCAUUGUAUCACAACAGGUCCAGUUAUGAAGUCUUUUAAUACAUGUCGUAUGUCUUCUCCAAAAACCCUGAGAGACUUCAGCUUCUCUAUGUAUCUGGAAAUCAGUUACCUUUUCACUAUUUCUCAAGCCAUGUGGGGCUGCUCUUCUGUUAAAAACUCAGCAUAUUAUACAAUACACGUAUUAUAAUCAGUUUUUCAUUCCAUUUACUUUUGGACCAGAAGUCUCUGGACACCAUGGUGUAUCUUUGCCCUUUUUCAAAGGAAAUUAAUGAAAUACCUCUUAUGACUUGGUGUCCAGCUCAUGGACUGUAUUUUUCUACUAUAUCUAUUUUUAUUUUAAAAAUUACAGUGAAAAGGCCUGUAUGACUGGUGCAAUGAGAUGGCACUGAGAAAAUUAGGGGUACUUAUAAUGUUGACCAGUGAUUUGCAGGUGGUGUUGAAGACAAACUAUGAUAUAGUAAUACCAACCUCCAAUCUCUUCGUGUUCAGCACUCACUUUUUAGUAUGAUAUAUCUGUCUGAACAUAAAAAAUCUUCUGAAAACUUUGGGUAAGUUUAUCUAAACGUUUCUCUAUUCUUUUAUCAAUCCACUUAACGAGAAAUAUUUUUCAUUUGCUUCUGAGUAGUUAAUCCUCUUCUGCCCUUAAAAUCAUUUUGGAAAAAUUUUUUCUUGUGUCAUAUUUCAAUAUGAUUCUUACUAUUCUAUAUAAAAAUGUCGGUUAUCUUUGUGUUAAAUUACAAAAACUCAUGUAAAUGGUAAAACAAUUGUAAGUACAUAUGUAUUUUGUAGAGAGGAAUGUCAGUGUACUCUUAAUAUUUUGGGUAAUGUGUAAUUAUGUGACAUCUGACACUACAGUAUUGUGAAGGGAAAAUAGAAUUGUCAAGAAAAUGAAGGUAUUGGUGAAUGUUACGGAAAAGUUGGGUAUGUGUUUUGAAAAAUACAGAUAUACUUGAGAACACUUCAAGGUCAAUAAUUACUUUUAAAAGUGGUAAGUUCAUAAGUAUCAUACCAUCAAUUAUAUUUUUGGUGCAGCAAUAUUUGUCAUUUACCAUAUUGGUAAAUAUAUUUAAUCUUUUGUACAUUACAUUACUGUACUUUCUGAUGCUCGAAAGUGUUCAUUCUGCUUUUUUUCUCUCUUUCAAAUAGUGAAGGUCACUCCAGUUGCUUUUACAGCAUCAUCAUACUUUAUUUAGAUUUGCACCACCAGCUCUCUGUUAUACCCUUGGGAAAGCUUAGUAAGGCAGUGCCCACUUACCAUCAGCAUUGGUUACUGGCAAUCCAGUUUUAAGGCGCUUGUCUAGUGGCGCCGAUCUCCGGUUAACAGUGCCGUUAAGCGAGUUACUAGUGCUAGUAUCACUGAGUUUAGGUUAACCAUGAUUUUCGGUUAGUGGCGCCUGGCUGGGAACAGAACUGCAGCUGUUUAACCAGAGGAUUGCCUGUAUUAUUUCUACUAAAGCAACUAGAAUUCUGAUUGGAUCCUCUUUGAGAAUUUGAUCAUCUUAUGAAGGUGUUGUGGUCUUUUUUCUGAUUUAGCAACUUACUUAGUAUGUAGUCACAAGUAUUGAAUGCGUUUCUCCGCAUUUUAUGUUAAUCAUUUUUGGGUUUUCAUUUUCUAUCAUGACAGCUGUUGUAAGAAAGGUGUAUUGGUCUGGGUCUAAAAAAAAAAAAUUGAUUUUAUUCAGAUGUGUGAUGGUCAUUGGUCAAGAAUUCUAGCUUUUGUGUUGAAGGCAUAGCUCUAUGAUGUUGAAUACUGUAUUGUAUGCCCACAGUUUUAGAGAUUUGGCAUGUACUCCUAGAAAAGGUGUACAUACAUUGUAUUUACAUUUAGUGUGACUCAUUAAAAUUCACAGGGAAGGAUAUCAUGAGAUGUUAUAUGCAUAUUGUGUGUUAAAAUUUGAUAAAUGGUCUUAGGUGCUAGUGACCAAUAAUAGUUAAAUAUCUUUCAUUGCAAAGAGCUGAUUGUUUUUCAUAGCAAUGUUUUAUUCAUGAUACAUUAAAACUUAAGAACAAACAUUCACAUUCUUGAAGAAAAAGUGCUGACAUUUAUUUGUUUUUAAACCUACCUCAGUGAUUUGCGCUGUCUUUUGUAGCUUUUUUCUAGCCAUGUUGUAACCUAGUUAGUAGCACUAGUCACUCAAGAGACGAGGUGCGAAAUUCUCAAGGCAGACUUUCAAGCAAAUUAAUGUGCCUUCUUUCACAUUCAACAGUGUGUGAUUAGUAAAGGAGAAUCACAUGAUGAAAAUGCUGUACUAUUUUACUUCCAUGAGAGUGUGUUUGUGAGGAAGAAUGAUCUAUUUUCUUGUAAAUGAUGCCGUAGUGACUUGAUUUCAACGUGGUAUAUGUUAUAUCAGUGACUAACACAUGAAGAGAACAAUUGUGCCUACUGGUACUUGUCACAUAGAACUUUUAUGCACAUGUAUCACAGUUAAACCCAUCAUUCCAACUCUCGUAAGGAACUAGGAUAAAUGGCACAGCCUUUGUGAAACACAAUACCAAAGGUGAUUCUUCAAUUAAAGUGCUGAAAAUACACUUCAGAAUGUUUUAGAAAAUCUGUUGGAGGAAUUUUAUACCUAACAUACUCUUUAUGCAAACUUCUCUUCAACUUAACUUGACGAGUUCCAAGAGAUGUAGUAUUAUGAUUCUUAAACCAUCUGUCAGACAAGCAAAUUCUUAUGUAAACAUGAAAUGAAAACAAAUGGGAAAAAGAAAUAUUUCUGUAUUGGAAGUUGUUGGUCGCCCCAAGAAUUCAAAAUUUCGCUAUGUCAGUAAACAAAUGUUUGUUUAUUGGUAAUUAAUUCAUCUUGCUCACUGUUUUAUGGCUUUUUUUUCUUUUUGUAAAUGUAAUACAAUAGCAUUCUUGGGAACUCGUAUUGUUGUGUCAGAUACUUGUACACGAAUGUAUCCGAUGUCGUUUUUGUCAAAAAUAUAUUUUUCCUUGUAAAUAAUUCAAAAAUCAUGUUGACACAAAAAUACAGUUUAUGAAAAAAUGAAACAUGAAACCUAUAUAAAAAAUCACUUCUGCAUUUGUUCCAUCCAUAUAUAGCAGUUUAAGAAUGAUAUUUGUUCAUACAUCAUAUGUAAUUCAGAAAUAGGAAUUAACAAGAAAUAUUCUGCAUUUCCUUUGUAAGCUAUGUACUGUAAUGUAUCAUAGUGUAACUUACUCCAAAGUUAUAAGUUCUUAAUUGAGACUAAUGUUUACAGGAAAUGUCUGUAUAAUUGCAGGUUUAUUUGACCUUUUUUUAUUCAAUAAGCUGUCUGGUAGCAGAAUUUGUUAAGAAUCUAGUUUUAUAGAUUAUUUUUGCAUUUUCACAUUUUCACAUAUGGAAUUACUUGUUCAGUACCUUCAUCAGGGAUAAAGUGUUUAGGGGACAUUCUGUAUAUUUACAUGUUAAUUUUACUUAUUCUAACUUUACUUCAAUUUAAGAACUCUUCAAUAAAAGAAGCAGUCUGUGGUAGCAAAAACUAGUAAAAAUCUAGUUUUAGAGAUUAUUUUUGCAUUUUUAAACAUGAGAAUAUUUUAAUUUUGGAUAAAAUGAAUAAAAGAUUUCUUUAGGUCCCACAUGACUGAUCAAAGGAAAAAAAAAUGUAGAGCUGAUGUUAAUUGAGUACUAAUCUUGUGAGGAGGCGACCAUAUAUGUCUGAGAUAAGUUUUUUUCUGUACAUUUAUGAUUUCAUUCAAGUACGGGCUCCUUCCUAAAGUUUUACACAGGUAUGCUUAUGUAAAGAGGCCAGGUUGUUUGUCUCAUAGGCCUCUCUGUACAACAAUGUUUGUUAUAAUACUUUAAACGUCAAAUGUAGACGAAGGUGAGGUCACACAAAAAGUAGAAGAAAACAGACUAAUUUUAGAAUUAUAAUUGAGAAGAUUAAUUCAAAUUGUGUACAUACUUAUUACGAUUAUUAUGAUUACUGGAGCAACCUUCGACUCUGAACUAGCUCUAAGGAGCUGCCUCUCGGUCGCAUGAGAAAUCUGAAAUAGGCAAAUUUAGACCCUUGCCGUCCUUUGAGCGUUUCUCAAGGAUACAUGAAUCACAUUGUAUUGUAAAGAACCAAUGCCAUACCUAAAUUUUGCUGUGUAUCUAGUUAUGUGGUAGAAUACUUUUUUUUUUAAA